Symphalangus syndactylus (siamang) is the source of this 2561-nucleotide messenger RNA. It is a transcript of the gene C8H14orf39, whose product is annotated as chromosome 8 C14orf39 homolog. Gene Ontology annotation, biological process: oogenesis; spermatogenesis; meiotic DNA double-strand break processing involved in reciprocal meiotic recombination. Lineage: Eukaryota; Metazoa; Chordata; Mammalia; Primates; Hylobatidae. Gene Ontology annotation, cellular component: central element. The record is from RefSeq and is a predicted model, not a curated record.
GGACAGACUUUUGCUAGAAUUUGUCUUCCAGUAUGAGCAAGACAUAAGUACUAAAGAAGAGAUGAUUCAAAGAAUUAAUAAAACCACCAGAAAUCAGGGAUCAAAAUUGAUAGAUGCCACAUUUUCAGGAAUAAUAAUUCUGAAAAAUAAUGUGAUCAGAGAAAUAGCAAGGCAAAUCACACAAGUACUGUAUAGUAUUUUAAGAUCCUGCAAAACAACUAUAAAAAAUGGAGUUCUAAAUUUCUUAAUCGUUCUGAAAAGAAUGCUGUGAAGAUAUUAAGGAAAACAAAGUAACUAUUUGUAGGAUACACGAAACUAUAAAUACAACAGAUGAGGAAAUUGAUCAUUACUAUAAACAUAGUGAGGAGAUUAAAGACAACUGUAGAAAUUGGAAGCCAACAUGUGAUGUUUUCCGUAAACAUGAAGAUUAUAUGCAGGACCAAUUUACUGUUUAUCGAGAAACUAUUGAAAAAGACAAAGAAAUGUAUCAUGAUUAUAUAUGUCAGUAUAAAGAAGUUUUGAAGCAGUACCAACUAAAAUACUCAGAAACACCCUUUUCAUGUGAAUAUUAUGUGAAGAAAAAAGAACAUGAAGAAAUUCAAAGCAGAGUGUUGGCAUGUACUGAACAAUUAAAAAUGAAUGAAACAAUUUUUAUGAAAUUUCGAGUGCCUGCUCCCUUUCCAUCACUUACUAAAUGGACAUUAAACAUUGUUAAUUUGAGAUGUGAAACACAAGAUAUUCUUAAACAUGCCAGCAGUCUUACCAAAAGUUCAUCCGAAUUGAAGAAAGAAGUAGAUGAAAUGGAAAUAGAAAUUAAUUAUUUAAACCAGCAGAUAUCUAGGCAUUAUGAAACUAAGGCUCUUUCAGAAACUCUGGAAGAAAAGAACAAAAAUACAGAAAACAGAAAAGAACUAAAAGAAAGAAUUUUUGAAAUAGAUGAGCAUGUACUUGCAUUGAAUAAAACUCAAAGCAGUCAAUUAUUUCUUCCUUAUGAAUCUCAGAAAUUAGUAAGACCAAUAAAGAUGCAUUCUUCAGAACCAAGAGUUGCAGAUAUAAAAGAAGAAAGUUCUGUGAAGCAGUCAAAGCUUGCCAAUAUGGACUUUAGACGAAAAGAAAAUGAUACACAGAUAUUUAAUGACUCUGCUGUGGAUAACCAUUCAAAAUGUUCAGAUAUUACGACUAUCAAAAGUUCACAAAAGUUUAUGCAAGUCAGAUUGUUAACCCCACAGAAACAAUCAAAUUCCAGUCAGUGGUCAGAAAAAGGAGAUAAAGAUGCUGAGUAUGGAGAUAAAGGGACAGUAAGACAAGUAAGAGAAUCAAAAUGUACUUCAAAAGCUAUAUAUACUGAACAUUUUGGGAAGCCAAUAGAAAAUGAUAGUGACGAAGUAGAAGAGAGAGCUGAAAAUUUUCCACGAAUGUCUGAAAUUCCUAUAUUUUUAGGAACUCCUGAAGCUGUGAAAGCACCUGAGUCACUGGAGAAAAUAAAAUUCCCUAAAACCCCCCCGUUCGAAAUUAACAGAAAUAGAAAUGCAGUACCUGAAGUUCAAACACAAAAGGAAUCCCCUGGACUUUCUUUUCUUAUGAGUUAUACUUCUAGAUCACCUGGAUUGAAUUUAUUUGGUUCUUCAGUAUUUGAUACAGAAAUCUCAUCAGAUCAGUUUAAUGAACAUUAUUCUGCAAGAAAUCUAAAUCCUCUGUCAUCAGAGCAAGAGAUUGGAAACUUAUUUGAGAAGCCAGAAGGAGAAGAUGGCUUUACAUUUUCUUUUCCAUCAGACACUUCAACUCAUACAUUUGGAGCUGGAAAAGAUGAUUUUAGUUUUCCAUUUUCAUUUGGACAGGGUCAAAAUUCAAUACCUUCUUCUUCUUUAAAAGGUUUUUCAUCUUCCUCACAAAAUACAACACAGUUUACUUUUUUUUGAGCUAGUCAUUAAUUCCUUAAAUUAUUUUACUGUUCUGUGUUCAUGAGGGCAUAAAUUUACAUUAUUGCUUAAAACAUGAAGACUGCUUUCUUUUGUUGAUUAAAGAAGUAAUUGUUUGAUUAUAUUUAUUGAAAUAUUGAAAUACUGAAUAUUUUGGAUUUUGUGUGUGCUGUUAACUAAUCAUUAUUUAUUUUGGUUUUGAUUUUGUGAGCCGUGGUCCGGUAGAACUUUUAUUAAUCUUAAUAGAAUUUGAUGCUUUUUUCAUUACUCUUUAUUUUAAAUAUUAAGCCUGCUUCUCCUUGGAACCUAAGGUUUUUUUCUGGAAGUAUUGUUGAUACUUUGAUAAGAACAAGAACUGCAGUAGUAACUCCAGAGUUAGUGCUGAAGUGUACUUUAGCUACCAAAAAUUUCUUUUAAAAUUAUUGGGUAUCACUUCUGCUUCACUAUGUAGUAUACAGAGUGGUACUGUAAUAAUAAUUUCAAACAAUUUAUGUUAAUAACAAAAUCUGUGUUAUUUUCUUCUAAUAUAACACAUGGUACAAUUCUAAUUUUAUGAGUUAUGCUAAUGCUUUCAAUGGCUAAAAAUUAAAUGUGAAGGGCAAGAGUAAUUUCUGAAAAUUGGAUUGUUGUAUCAGUGGUGAU